This is a messenger RNA of Symbiodinium sp. CCMP2592, 8622 nucleotides long. The record is from the annotation of a GenBank genome assembly. Lineage: Eukaryota; Dinophyceae; Suessiales; Symbiodiniaceae.
AUGAGCCCAAGUGGCGAUGCUGCGCAGGUUCCAGGACAGGGACGAGUUCGUGUGAGCCUUCCGAACGGCGUUACACCGCGUGUGGGUGGAGCGUUGGAGGAGGAUGCGGACUAUGUGCAAGCCCUUCGGGCUUCCGGACUCGGCGCGACGCGUGCAAACACCGGACAUGGUACGGCGGAUGAAGCUGUUACAGGAGCGCGACCGGACCGAGGAGAAGCUGAAGGUGUGCCAGCGUUAGUGGAUGCGAGAAAUGAUGAGGUUUUUCAGUCUCCCACUACCGAACAGCGAGAACAAGACCGGCCAUUGCUGCCACAUGCUGCAGUGAAUCCUGGAAGUGGCCCCGAGGCGUUGCCAUCGGGUAUUUCAGGGUCCUUAUUCCCCUCACCUAUGCCCUCGCCACUGACGCAGUCCAUGCCAGGUACUGACUCUCCAUCCGUGAGUGGUGGACUCAAUUUGGCACAACAUGGUGCUAAUGCGGUGCGAUGGUUUUCAAGGUUGGGAGAGUAUGUGCAGCGAAGGGUGGCUCAGCAGUCACGGCCGGGAGUGGAGACAACGUUAGUCCAAGAGACGAUAUGGUCUCCUGGUGGAUCUACCAGGAGGACGAGUGGAGGUAUGGCCGAGAACCAGCCUCUCUUCGACCACGGACAAGCAAGGAGAUUGCGAGAAAUGACCUUGGCGGCUCCGCAGCUUUAUGGUGCAACGUCUCAGAGGGCGGCAGGUUCAGAUUCAUCGGCUUCCUACACCAGAGAGCAGAUGGAGAUGGAAGUCAAGCGCCAAGUGGAGCAGGCUAUGCAAAGCCAGAGGGUGCUGUCCGACGAAAAUCAGCGCAGCGAGGCACUCCGGCGGUCACUUCUGCGAGCGGAGAGUGUCUACCCGAAGGCAAUCCACCCGGACUUUCUGGACACAGUCGUGAGCAGGAGGGUGAAAGGACUCCGUGGACUCAGUCACCAGGACUGCAGCAGGGUUUGGGAGGGACUCGUGAACAGGAUGCAGGGCGGGGACCAGAGAGUGCUCCGAGCUUACAUGGAAUUCUGCGAGGAAACCCCGAGAGCCAAGACGGUCGUGGAGAUGAGCGCGGAACUACAAGGACCCGGAGCCACAGCGAACCAAGGGGUUAUCUUUCCGAGCUACUUGGACGCUUUGGGGGUUCUGAGCGGCAAGAUGGCGAUGGUGAUCACGGCCUAUCUGGUGGCAAUCCUUUGGGACUAUCAGUACGCGACGGUGAAUCCAGAGGCGAUCUUGUUGGAGCGCGACCUAGUGAAGGGAGAGGGAGGUUCAGUUCCACAAGGUCCCGGUGCUAGCCUACAGGAUCCAGGUCCAGGAGGAGAGCGGGAUGAAGGAACGCAAGGUAUUAUUCAGAUGGAGGCGCUGCUCAAGGGUAUGACCCAGCUUCAGGCCGCGAUGACGAUGCAGUUGGGUAUGGCAGCUACCAAGCCGGAGACCAUUCGUCCGGGAACCUCGGGAGCAGAACUCCCCAAGCUUACGGAGGCGGACGAGUAUGCAGCGAUCAACGUUGGAGACUGGCUUCAUGGGCUUUCCGGGCCCAUGGGAGACCUCACGGAUCGGAGCGCGACAUGGUGGACUGAGACCAUGAGGUGUCUGGACUGCUUCUACCAGCAGUUCGUGACCGCGUCGGCCGUGAAGAAGCUGCAGCUUAAGGCUGAGGACUUCAUGUCGCCGCAGCUCAUGCAAGGUGAUGAGAACAGAGUUGUUAGCGAAUCGGUCUGGAAGGCCCUCGAGAGCCCAGGAACCGCAGGAUCCACGGCCGAUCUGGUGGAAGCGCUGCGGAAGUGGGCCCGAUGGCUUAAGCGAGCCCAAGAUCUCAGUCUCCAAGUACCAGACGCAUCCAUACUUCUCCGAGGUUUGGACGCUGCCGCCAGAGGGCAGUUGACGCAGCACCAUGAGGUGAACUUCCGUACGAAUGUGCUUCGCUACAGUUUGGACUUGGAUGCGGCCCCGACUUUGGCUACGGUGAUGAAAUACCAUAGUCACUUACUCGGAGAGUUUGAGCAGUUGACCUACAGAGGGCGAGGAAAAGGACCGGGCCCUUCAAUGCCAGUGGUGAAGAAUGUCAACGUCGCGAGCGGGGACAUUGGAGGCGGAGGCACACAAAAAGGAGGUGCCAGUCCCCAAUCCCCUGGAGGAGGAAGGCCGUGCAAGUUCUACCUGUCGGAGACCGGUUGCCAAAGGAGCAAUUGCAAGUACGCCCAUGACUGGAAUGCCAUACCAAAGGAAGAACGAGCCGAGAGAUGCAAAGGAUGUGGCGGGAAAGGUCACAUGCGGAAGAAUUGCCCUCUCAAAUCUACGGGCAAUGAUGGACCUCGCCGGGGUGAUGAUGGAAAGGGUGGUGCUGGACCUCGCGUGCGCAGUGCUACUACUACGGGAACGGCUCCGGGAGACGGAAAGAGAGAUGAUGGAACGCUUCCUCAGGUUCCUCCCGCUACCUCGUCGACACCGUCGGGCUCGGCCUCUAUGGGAGCUUCUGCAGCUCAGAGUGGAUCUACAGCAUCGGCUACGUCUACGGCAACCAACAAGGAUAUGGAUGAGUUCCUAAAGAGCGCGGCCCAGGUGUUGAAGAUGAUGACUGAACAGCAAGGCGGGGCUGGGCAACCUAGCCCUUCAAUGAAAAUGCUGAAGCGCGCAGUGAUGAAGUACGAGCAGAAGAUGGCCUUGGUGGACUCGGGAGCUACGCACCCACUGAGGAAGGCAACCACCGUGGAAUGGACGGAGUCACCUGAGGUUGAUGUGGUUGUGGCUGGAGAUGGAACUGCGAGGAUGAAGCAAAAUCGGUCGGGAACUUUGUUGACGCAGCCCACUACAACGCAAACUUCGUCCCAAACUAUAUUGCCCGUGGGAAGCUUGGUGAAUGUGCUGGGCUAUGAACUGAGGUGGUGUAAGCGAAAGUGCAUCCUGCGAGCUCCGGAUGGCAAGGAGAUUCCAUUGAAGACGACCUCGGGAUGUCCUGAAGUGGAUGAGGCAAAGGCUUUGGAGUUGAUUGCGGAGAUUGAGCAGGAGAACUUACAUCGCCUGCAGCGCGAGACGGAGACCACCAGAGUGGCCAUGUUGAGGGCCAAUGAGGUUUGUGCAGAUGAGCAAUGGGAAAAAAGUAUGAAGCGCUAUGUUGCCGAGGGAUUGUUCGAGCACGGGUUUCGCUACUUGGCGUCAGCUCCGUGGCUUCAUGAUGUUCCCAGGGAGAACUUGAUCAAGGUUGUCACGGACCUACCAAAGGACCUGAACGAGGCAUGGCAACUUAUGAUGCACCUGGGUUUCAACAGACGGAUGAGGAAGAGAUUGGUGCACAAAGACUGGUUGGUCAAGCUAUUUAGUGGACGUGGUGAUCCUCAGGACAAGGCGUUCAAGGCAGCAGAGAACAAUGGUGCGAUGACAUUGGAUGUGGAUGUUCAAAGGAUGUCCACCUUGGACCUGAGAAGCCAAGGACCGGGAAUCAUGAAGUUGCUUUUGUACGUGGGGAGCGGCCACGGGAAGGAUCGCUUCGGUGAUUGGUGGGAUCCCUCGUACAAGUACCGAGGAACUUUUGACAAGGCGGAAGAGGAUGAAACGGCCAGGGUGUGGCAGCUGGAUUGGUUUCGGAGGUGGAUCGAGACGCAGAACCUAGAGGUGAUCCACUUUGAGCAAGGAGGCCUGGGGCACCCAGUUCGGAAGCCCACUGCGAUGAUCACCAAUCUUGAUGUGUCCGAGUUGCGCGGGGUGAAGGACCUAAGGCUGAAUGUCUCGGAGAAAACCAUGGCUUGGGCAUCAUGGGCUCCUUUCCUCACGAGGAUGCUCAAGGCGCUCCGGGCAGUUGAUCGAAAGGCGUGGGAGAGACAUUUAGCCAACGACCACACCCCUUACAGAGCGGACUGUUUGCAGUGCAUUCACAAUGCAACGGGUAGACCUCAUCGCCGAUGCCUACAUCGAGAUUGCUAUGUGUUGAGUGCAGACGUCUUGGGUCCGGUGAGAGUUGCAGGUCCCAAGGGCGAGAGACACGCCAUUGUGUUCACGUACCAGUUCCCCAAACAGCAUUUGGCACCCGAGGACCAACCAGUACCUGAAGAAGAUCUGGUGGGGUGGAAUUUGGAUGCCAAAGAAACCAAACCUGAAGCACCACCAGAAGAAGAGGAGUAUUCCCCGGAUGAAGGACCUGAUCCAGAGCUAUCUCGAGAAGAACUUGAUGAACUACGACGGGUACAAGCUGAGGUUGUGGAGUUUCCGGAGGAGGAGUUUUCUGGGGUGCGAAAGGUUAAGGUUGGGAAGGACGCCGAGUCAAAGGAGGACUGGUGGGAGUUUCAUGAAGCAACUGGCGUGCUUGUUCGGCACCAUGUGGCGGCGAGGGAUAAGUUGUUCCGACCUACAUCAUGGAAUGGAUGUCCAGUAGACCCGGCAAAGUUGGAGCCAACGCGAAUUACGGACAUCCAGUAUGUGGGCGGCGGGGUGGAGAUGGAGACCUCAGAUUGGCAUGGUCCUCAGUCUGGAGCAAGAAAGUUACCGCGUAUGUGGACUGGAAGAACGACCUUCAAGAUUUCGGCAGCUGAGGAACCCGAGGAGGAAGACCUUAUGAAGAAGGACGAGGAAACUUGGGAGAAGAUCAUCGGGGACCUCACUCAGCCGGUGGAGAUGGACACGAUCUACAUGGUUUACCCGGUUCGGGCUCGACGAGGCGGUGACGCUAUGCUGGCCAUCCAAGAGGCGUCAGAGUUUGCUUCGAAGGGGCUCCGGAAGUGGCUACUUGAUCACGACAUCUACCACACCCGGUCAGAGGCUUUGGUUCCGCAGACCAAUGGUGCAGCAGAGCGAGGAGUGCGAUGGUUCAAGACGAGAGCCAAAGUUCUACUUGAUGAAGCGAAGGUGGCUACAAAGUACUGGACGUUGGCAAUGCAGCAUGCUGCAAACCGAAGGAUCUACGAGCGACUUGGUUUGCAUCGACCCGAGCUACUACGGUUUGGGGCCGAGGUUUUGGUACGGCGGAAGGUUUUUGGGAACAACAAGAAGUACGACCUCACGGACCGCUGGGAGAAGGGCACCUACUUGGGUCUAUCUGACUCAAUCAAGGGGGGCUCCAUUGUCCUAAGACCCAAUGGCCUACUCACCGAGACGUUGAACCUGAAGACCAAGGUCGUGGAUCCACAUGUGGUGUUGCAGGAACCAGAAGUCCCAGGAGAUGACGAUGGAGGAGGUGUUGGGGAUGUUGAUGCAGAGCUUGUACCAGUGCUUGAUCUACCUAUACCGGACCACCGCUUGAAAGGGAAGCAACCACCUCCUGAAAUCAGAAAGAUGGAGGCCUCGAACGACGAUGGAUGCAAAAAGGUACCGUCGGGAUGGACGAGGAGAUCUAUGGUAAGGGCUCAGGAGGAGAAGGCUUUGCAUCUCUACAACCACAGCAAGUUUGAUGAGGACUCCUGUGCGGAACUCUUGAGCGAAAUCAACCUUACGGGAAAGAUGAGAACGAAGUCAAGAGGAACGUCGUCUUCGUCGGCGAUGCUAGGAGCCUAUGUUCAUGGAGGGCUUCGUGGUGUGACAGUGGCAAUGAGGAAGAGACCGGCAUUGACGAAGUACCUAAACAUGGUGCUUAGGAUGCGGGCUGCGGAAAACCUCAGUCAUGAUGUGAGCUGGACUACGUUGGGUGUGUUCAAGGCGGCGGAUAUUCCACCUCACAGAGACCUACGAAAUCAACCCAAUACCCUCAACUAUGUCACGGAGAUUGGAGUGCGAGAUGCUGGUGGCCUUUGGGUUGCUAAGCAAGAUGGACGUACAGGUUGUGAGGGUGGUGGAAAAAUCACGGAACACAAUCGUGAACUACCUGAUGGAAACCUAGUAGAAGGAGACCUUGUGAAGAUCAGUGGUUGCGCGGUGGCCUUUGAUCCCAGGGUUGUGCAUUCCUAUGUGAACAAGGAGACGGAUAGGUGGAUCGUGGCCGGCUUCACGCCGCUGGGUGUGGAAAACUUGAAGCCGGAGGCCGUGCCGCAGCUUCUGAAGGGAGGAUUUCCUUUGGAGGGCUCUUCGGUGUCGUUGGAAGGAGUGGAUGUGGAAGACUAUGAGGACACAGAGAGCUCUAUGGACAGCGACCCCAGCAGCCAGGAUGAGGAGGAGGUCGAAGACAAAGCUCGUGUUCUACGAUGUGCUCUGGAGCAGGAUGAAUGUAUGCGAAAGGAGGCGGAACAUCGUGAUCAACAUGCACUCUACCUGGAGACGCUGCUGGAGGAGUUCACCAAAGAGAUUCAGUAUAAGGAGAGAAAGAAGAUGAGAAAGAUCAUGAAGAUGGUUCCAGGUGCGGCGGCCAAUGUGGAGGUGGAACAGCUGUUAUCGGAGCUACAUGGACCGUUGGAGGUGGUGCACAACGUAGGGUUGCCGGAGGUGAAGAAGUAUUUGCCAAAGUGGAAGGGUGCGAUCAAGAAAGAAGUGAAGGCCCUUGUGGACAGCGGGACUAUUCGAAGGCUGACCCCAGCGGAAGCACGAGAUCUACGACAGAAGGGGCUAAUCGUGCUCCCCGGAAAGGGGGUCUUUACAGUCAAACCCCCGCUGGAGGCCAAGGAGCUGGGUGCAGAUAUGUAUCGCAGAAAAUGUCGAGUGGUGGUAUGCGGCAACUAUUUGCCCCAGAGCGGCACCGAGGUCUACGCCAGCGGUACCUCAGCGGAUUCACUCCGCUUCAGCAUCGCCUACGCUGUGUACCGGGGAUGGGGCGCCGGUGGAACCGACAUUUCCAACGCUUUCACGCUUGCCCCUAUGCCGGGGGAACUACUUUAUGGACUACAACCGCCUACAGUCGUGCUGCAAGCUGAGGAAGCACAGCCCGGUGAGCUGUGGCUUAUACAAAGGGUGCUGUACGGACUGCGGGAGGCACCAAGACUUUGGAGCGUUUUUAGGAAUGACCGGUUCCUACAUGCUCGAGUUCCUCAUGGUGAUGAAGUGCUGAUGUUGAAGUGCAUGGAAACAGAUGAAAAUGUGUGGCUCAUCCGUGGGGAACAAGACUCCAAGAUCUACGGCAUGAUGAUUGUGUAUGUGGAUGAUAUCUUGUUCCUAUCCUCCAACGACAUCAUCAGGAGCAUGUACAAGUGGCUAACGGAUGGCUGGAAGUGUACGGCUUUGGAAAUGUUAGAUGAUGGGCCAAUCCGGUUCCUGGGCAUGGAGCUAAGAAAGUGGCGAGAUGGGAUACAUGUGUCUCAGUCGGGAUACAUCAGGGACCUACUUCGUCAACAGGGAGUCUGUGAGUCGAACCAAGGGCUUACAGUACCGUGUGCACGUGAAUGGCUACAAGACGAAGACAGCGACGAGGAGAAGAAGGUUCCUGAGGAGUUCCUGGUGAAGGCGGCGCAAAAGGCCACGGGCGAGACGCUUUGGCUGAGCACCCGGAGUCGUCCGGAGCUGGCCCAUAGUGUGGCAUGUAUGGCCGCCAGGGCACUCAAUCAACCUCAAAAGGCCCUGGAGAUCCACAAAAGGGUGAUGCUCUACCUAUCAAGGACGGUCGAGUACGGCAUCUACUUCUACCACGACGACACGGAACCGAUGCUCACGGUGUAUUCGGAUGCAAGCUACGCACCGGGAGGAGGACGCUCGUUUGGAUGCAUACUGGCGCAAGUGGCAGGUACUCCAGUGGCUUGGCGAGCAAGCAAGCAGCCGGUGAUCACCCUAAGUGUUGCCGAGGCAGAACUCUACGAGGGCAUUUCAGCUGUGCAGCUCGGUUUGGGCUUUGAGGCGAUGCUUCACGAGUUGGGUGAAGCUCCGGUGAUGGUGUUGAAGAUUGACAACCAGGCCGCUCAAGGCCUGGCAAGCGAAGCACCCGGGAGCUGGAAAACUCGACACCUACGCAUCCGAGCGAGGUUUCUCCGGCAAGAAGUUUCUGCACAAAGGCUUCAUGUGAUGCAUGUUCCAGGAGAACUUCAGAAGGCAGACCUUGGGACGAAGGCGUUCGACUUGCCUAAGUUCCGUUCCUUGAUGGCGUUGUGGAGAAUGCUACCAUGGAGUACCGAGGAUGUGGGAAAGGCGGACCUGAAGUCGAUUGCGGCGAUCAACAUGAAGAAGCCUUUAAUGUUCGUGCUGAUGUGCUUGGUGAUGAUUCAGAGUGCUGAAGCAGCGAAGGAGGACCUACAGCUUGACGGUUCCCUGGAGUUCUACGCGGUGACGGUGCUUGUGGUUGUAGCGGCGGUAGCAGUAUGGGAGUUGCUUAAGAGGGUUUGCCGUGGAAUGAGCAGAUGGUGGACUUCAUCCAGAAAGAAACGUGAAAGGAUGGAAAGGCUGCGCAAUCGCGCUCAAGCAGCGGUCCAGGAGGAGAUCAGGAGGUAUGAGCCUCGAGCUGAUUCCCCCUUAGCGACUACCCGGCGAUCGUCUACUUCGUCUACUACUAGACGGACUCCGAUGAGCCCGGCACCUACGAUUAGCACAAGUACUGGAGUGCACAUGAGAUCGAUCAGCACCCAAACGGAUCCAGGACCCGCAAUGAUACCAGCCAACAGGCUGGCAGCCUACAAUGGACCGUUCUACGUGACGACGCAUGGUGACAGAGUUCAUUUGACAAGCUAUUGCCACGGGCAGAGAAAUGCUGCUGCGGCUUCAAAGCGAUUUGAGCUCUGUCAUUACUGUGACAGGGCGCGGGGACUCUAUGUGCUUACGGCUCCAGACGAAGAUUGA